GGAGCAAAAUGUUCCACCAUUAACCAUUAGACAUAAAAGAUCAAAAUCAGCUUUAGGUAAUCUAGAAUUUGGUGGAUCCAAUAGAGCUUUUUCCAAUUUUUCAUUUGAAACAGUUGCUUCUGAAGUCCAAUUACACUAUAGUUCUAAUGGAAAAGAAAAACAAUUAGUUGGAAAUAGAUAUCCUUUGAAAAAUUUACCAAGAACAUAUACUGAACAAAAUAAAUCCGUUGUUGAAUUAUGUGAUGAUACCAUGAAGACAACGAGACAAGUUUUAGAUGAUUUGAAAAGACAAAGAACUAUAUUGAUGAAGAAACAUGCUGAAGCAAUGAAAUCUAAAAAAAAUGAUGAAAAAAGAUUAUCAAAUGUUCGUGAAUUACAGGCAAAUUUGAUGAGAAAGACAAGACAAAUUAAAAACCUCAAUGGUAACUCAAGACCUAAAAGUUAUGUUUAUGGUGAAGAUCCAACAAGAAUUUUACAACAAAGACAACAAUCUGAUUCAGAAAACUAUUUUGAUUAUCAAAAUAAUCAAUCAUAUAACUUUGAAACUUUUAUGAGAUCAAAAAGUUCAACUGCACUUAUUUAAUAAUUAAUGAAAUGGACCAAUCAAUAAAGUAUUUCGACGUAGUUACAUCCUACAACCAACGAAUCAUUAAUAUGCC
Molecule: messenger RNA, 659 nt
Organism: Hansenula anomala
Lineage: Eukaryota; Fungi; Ascomycota; Saccharomycetes; Phaffomycetales; Wickerhamomycetaceae
Exons: 1
Coding region: 251-583 (110 amino acids)
Source: RefSeq, a predicted model, not a curated record